Messenger RNA from Akanthomyces muscarius, 246 nucleotides. RefSeq lists its product as uncharacterized. NCBI's taxonomy places the organism in Eukaryota, Fungi, Ascomycota, Sordariomycetes, Hypocreales, Cordycipitaceae. Bases 1 to 246 code for a protein of 81 amino acids. The record is from RefSeq and is a predicted model, not a curated record. The transcript has 2 exons.
AUGGUUCCGCCCCGCCAAGUUGCUAGGGCCUUGCCUUGCCCUGACUGGGAAGAGAAGAGUGAGCCGCGCUAUGAUGCUGCGACGCCCGAAACAUUUGAUAUAGAUGGACUGCUGGCUCUAGGACCAAAGAUUCCCGGUACCAGAUGUCCAACCUGCGCCUUGGCUGGAAAAGAAGUUUGGGUGAUCCCAGGCCGCUGCUGUGGCUACUGCGGGACCCCCUGCGACGCGGAUGUGCUUAUUCAGUAA